Molecule: messenger RNA, 156 nt
Organism: Symbiodinium sp. CCMP2456
Lineage: Eukaryota; Dinophyceae; Suessiales; Symbiodiniaceae
Source: the annotation of a GenBank genome assembly
AUGCCAAAGAUCAGCCGUGUGCAGCUGGGGUCUGCUUCUGGCACGCAGCCUGUGGAAAUCAGCCAACUUCAUGGCUUUCGCGAUGCCCUCGUAGAUGAACGGGGCGUCCAGUUGAAGGGUCUGGGGCCCAAGCGGUUCUUCACUCGCAUGGCUGAG